Molecule: messenger RNA, 513 nt
Organism: Psylliodes chrysocephalus
Lineage: Eukaryota; Metazoa; Arthropoda; Insecta; Coleoptera; Chrysomelidae
Source: the annotation of a GenBank genome assembly
AUGUGCCUCAUGAUGAAAUUUAUUCUUCAGCAUCAUCCUUCUUUAAAAAUGAUAUCUAUGAAAUUUUUAGAAUCAGGUCAUAGCUUUUUGCCGGAUGAUUCAGAUUUUAGUGAUUUCGAAAAAGCAUUGAAAUAUCAGCAAAGAUUAUACGUCCCUCAAGAUAAUAUUAAUGUAAUUAAAACAUGUAGGAAGAAAAAGCCAUUUAAGGUUACCGCAAUGGAAAAAAUGGACUUUCAAAAUACUGAAGGUAUGCAAAAAGCUAUUAUUAAUGGAAAAGUUAAUACGGAAGGAAACAAAAUAAACUGGCUCUCCGCAAAAGAAAUUCAAUUGAGGAAAGAUCAUCCCUAUAGUUUAUUUUUAAGAACCUGUCAUUCUACUAAAAAACCGUUUGAGGAAAUUUACCUAAAACCCAAACAAAACAUAAAAAAAUAUCAGCCCUUUCCAGAAAGCUUAGAAUUACUAUGGCCCGAAGGAAAGGCUAUUUCUACUCCAAAAUUAAAGGAUAUCCAAUGA